AUGAAGAAGGAACUGACAAAUGCUACAAUCAUGCAUGCUACGGAGAUAAGAACUGUUACCAGUCCACAUAUUAACUUCAAGGCAUUCAACAAUAGGCAUGUUUCCAACACAGCAAAGCAGAAGAAGGCAGUAUUACCCUUGAUAUCUUGCAAUCCAACAUUGUUGAUCACUGAGUUUUCGCAGCUCUUCCACAACAUGAACAUGGUUGGCACCUUGAGUUCACUUGCUAUUGCUGCGUGCUUCAGUCUCUCAGAGCUUUUGUAA
Sphenostylis stenocarpa is the source of this 264-nucleotide messenger RNA. Lineage: Eukaryota; Viridiplantae; Streptophyta; Magnoliopsida; Fabales; Fabaceae. The record is from the annotation of a GenBank genome assembly.